AGGGCCGGGGCCGGGGAAUGGCGCACACCGAGCUCGGGGAGCGGCGCCGGGGCCGCCGCGCUGGCAGGAGCGCAGUGCCGACCCGGCCUAAACCGCUACCGGGGCGGGCAGGGGACGAGUCUAACGGAGCGAGCGGGGAGCUCCGGGGCCUGGUUCCGUCCCGUUCCGUUACUUCAGUGACGGCCGGAGGUUUAACCGGAGAUCCACGGGGAUCAAAGCCCCGCGGCAGCAGAACCGGAGCGACGCGCGGCAGUGAUUGGAGGAGGAUGCUGUAGCCAUCACAGCACUGGCCAGAAUCUUGAAGCACCUGCAUUUUUUUCCCUGCUCUGCCACAUAAUCCCUCAGUGAAGCUGGGAUAAAUGGGUAUAUAUGACUUUUCCCCUGAUCGAAAGUGGUUCCAUGUCUUGUUUGGACUGUUCCUGUAUCCUGCGCACCCCAGUUGAACCCAUCAGCCCAGAAGAGCUAUCUCAGAGCAGCAUCCAUGAAUGCCUGGCUGAUUCUGAUCUAUCCUGGAUUCCCCCAUCUACAGGAAGGAAUGACGUGUUAUUUUGCUCUUCUAAUGUCUCUCACUAUGAACUCCAGCUGGAAAUAGGAAGGAGGUUCAACAAUUUAACUUCAGUCUACCUUGCACGGCAUACACCGACAGGCGCGCAAGUCGCUGUAAGGAUCACAGACCUGGAAAAUUGCUCUGAAGAGCACUUGAAAGCCUUACAGAAUGAGGUGGUUUUAUCCCACUUUUUCCAGCAUCCCAACAUAAUGACGAUUUGGACAGUGUUCACAGCUGGUAGUUGGCUUUGGGUCAUCUCCCCGUUCAUGGCCUAUGGUUCGGCUAGACAGCUGCUGAAGACAUACUUUCCUGAAGGAAUGAGCGAAGCUUUGAUAGGGAACAUUCUGUUUGGUGCAAUCAGAGGAUUAAAUUACAUGCACCAGAACGGCUAUAUUCACAGGAAUAUUAAAGCUAGCCACAUUCUGAUUUCAGGGGAUGGGCUGGUUUCUCUCUCUGGCUUAAACAACCUCUACAGCUUAGUUAACAAUGGACAAAAGUCAAAGGUGGUAUAUGAUUUCCCCCAGUUUAGUACGUCCGUGCUUCCUUGGCUGAGUCCUGAGCUACUGAGACAGGACUUGUCUGGAUAUAACAUGAAGUCUGACAUUUACAGCGUGGGGAUUACAGCAUGUGAACUGGCCAACGGACACGUGCCAUUUCAAGAUAUGCCACGCACUCAGAUGCUGCUGCAGAAGCUGAAAGGUCUCACGUAUUGUCCGUGGGACAUAAAUACCUUUCCCCGUGGGGAAUCCAGGAUGAAGAACUCCCGAUCAGGUGUUGAUUCUGGGAUCGAUGAGAGCAUGACACGCACAAUGACCAGUGAAAGACUACAGAUUCCCUUUUCCAAAACGUUUUCACCUGCUUUCCACAACUUGGUAGAGCUUUGCUUGCAACAAGACCCUGAGAAAAGGCCAUCAGCAAGCAGUUUGCUUUCGCAUACGUUCUUCAAACAGAUAAAAGAACAAACACAGAAUUCACUACUGUCUCUAUUACCACCUCCUAUUCAAAAUAACAGAUCAGAGUUUUUGGCACUGCCCUCGACAGCAGCUGGGACUGAACUUGGACGUAUUGCUGCAAGGCAAGCUGAUACAGACUGGGAAUUCUAAAUAAAUACCAAACAAUUAUACCUCUCCUAUGCUUCAAAGAAGGAAAAUGUGAUUUGUAUUUGCUGCUUUAGUUUGUAUGGUUAAAAUACAAUUAGACAAAGGUAUACUUGAAAAUGCCAUCGCAGUGGCCAGAUUUCAUUAACUACUUCUUCAGCUGGAUCACGGAGCGCAGCGUGCCUCACUUUCUGACCACAAGGAAAACUGUAUAUACAGAGUGGCUGAAUACUUAGUUCCUUCCCUCCAAAUAUUUCUUAGCAAGAGUGUUCCUGCUGUCAUCUUACUCUAUGCUCUGUUUUCAGCUCACAUUGCUGCAGUCCAUGUGCCUUUCCGAUUUCAGGCUUGGGUUUUGUCUGCGACCUGACUUAAACCAUCUAUUUGUCUUUUCAUUAUCACCCCAAUUAUUUUAGUAAGGAGAAAUCCUCCACUUCCAUGUCUAAAUUUGAAGCUGCACAAAUUAGUUGCUUAUGCAAAUGACUGUUUCUCUUUUCACACAUCCCAAAAGGCAUCUUCUCACUCGACAUGCUGUCAUUUUUCAUGCAGUUUUAAUACUGCGUGUUUCCCGAAGAAGUUAAGCUGCUUGAAAAUGUGAGAUAUACUCUUGCAUUUGUCUACAUUCCUAGUACAAAUUUGUGCUUUCGCAUCUCCAUUUAUUAUUGCACCAUCUUAGCAAGUAAUCUGAGGACCUCUUACUAUGCAAAGUAAGUCUCAAGUUAUAACAGGUACGGGUUAAUUUUGAAGAAUCAUAUUCUAAAGUUACUGUACAUAUUUUUAUUUAUACUGUAUUGCUGUUCACCACAAGAACUUAAUAAUGUUUUCUUAAAAGAACAGGCAACGUGCAUUAAGCUUCACUGGCACUGCUGCUGGCAAACAAGCCACACUUGAAUUCUCAUGGACAGAUUCAGCCAUAACAAGAACCUAAUCAACCCCUGGGAUCCUGGUGAAUUUACCUGUUCUAUGUUACAUGAAAACCUGCCUUUCUUCUCCCUACAAUUCAUCUCUCAUACUGUACCAGGCAACUCAAGCUGAAGAAAAGCAGCUUCUUUUUCAAAUUGGCUGCAUAUUCUCAUCACGUUUUAGCAAAAGUUGUGUCCCAAAGCCGCUAGUGCUUUACUGAUGUAAGUUCUGGUUGUAGUAAAAAAAAAUGUAUAAAUAGAUGUUGAAUGGCUGCGUUUUAAAUUUUCAAUAUAAUCAACAUUCCACAUUAAGUCUUCGAGGCUUCUGAACCCGUUAGUAACCAACUGCUCCUGUUCUGCCAGCAGCUUCACUACAGAGACUUGAAGACCAAAUGAGCAAAACACAAGCCUGAGACAAACGUAAAAUUCUAAAUGGCCACAUUAAAGUAUUAACAGAAAGUUGAUUCUACUCAUCAUGCUGUGAAGAGAGCUCUAUAUUUCAAAACCAAAUACGUGACACUUAAGAUUAAAAACCUUUCAAUAAACUUA
Messenger RNA from Columba livia (rock pigeon), 3092 nucleotides. RefSeq names its product STE20 related adaptor beta (gene STRADB). The record is from RefSeq and is a predicted model, not a curated record. The coding region runs from base 370 to 1650 and encodes 426 amino acids. Lineage: Eukaryota; Metazoa; Chordata; Aves; Columbiformes; Columbidae. The transcript has 13 exons. Gene Ontology annotation, molecular function: protein serine/threonine kinase activator activity; ATP binding; protein kinase activity. Gene Ontology annotation, biological process: protein export from nucleus; protein phosphorylation; activation of protein kinase activity. Gene Ontology annotation, cellular component: serine/threonine protein kinase complex.